Saccharomyces eubayanus is the source of this 624-nucleotide messenger RNA. RefSeq names its product Mdy2p (gene MDY2). The transcript has a single exon. The record is from RefSeq and is a predicted model, not a curated record. The coding region runs from base 1 to 624 and encodes 207 amino acids. NCBI's taxonomy places the organism in Eukaryota, Fungi, Ascomycota, Saccharomycetes, Saccharomycetales, Saccharomycetaceae. Gene Ontology annotation, molecular function: protein binding.
AUGAGCACAUCUAUUAGCGGCCCAGAACACGAGUUCGUCAGUAAAUUCUUGACCCUAGCCACGCUAUCCGACCCGAAGCUGCCAAAAAGCCACAUCAGGCCUCUAAAGGAUAUUGCCAAUUUGGGUGUUCCGUUGCCCACGUUGAAAUACAAGUACAAGCAAAACCAUGCCAAGAAAUUGAAGCUGCAAGAAAACGAGACCGUCCGCUUGACAUUGAAGAAAAUCCAGGCCCCCAAAUUUGCCAUUGAGCAUGAUUUCAGCCCAUCCGACACCAUCUUACAACUAAAACAGCACUUGAUCAACGAGGGAAAAGCCUCCCACGUAAGCGAGAUUAAACUACUGUUGAAGGGGAAAGUCCUUCACGAAAACCUGUUCUUGUCGGACUUGAAACUCGACUCCGCCAACAGCACAAUCACUGUGAUGAUCAAACCGGAUCCGGCCCUCGCAAGAACACCCGAGGCCGAUAAGCCUGUGUCUGCACCUUCUUCUUCUUCUCCGGAGCAAGAACCGGUCGUCCCUUGGGACGCCAUUGAGGCUUUACUAAACGACAAGUUCAAGAACGAUAAACCUGCGGCCAAACAGAUCAUGAACCGUCUACAAAAAGGCUGGUCCCUGACCAAAUAG